Beta vulgaris subsp. vulgaris (sugar beet) is the source of this 780-nucleotide messenger RNA. RefSeq lists its product as uncharacterized. The coding region runs from base 1 to 780 and encodes 259 amino acids. The record is from RefSeq and is a predicted model, not a curated record. The transcript has a single exon. NCBI's taxonomy places the organism in Eukaryota, Viridiplantae, Streptophyta, Magnoliopsida, Caryophyllales, Amaranthaceae.
AUGGCGGAAGUCGAUAAUGCAAGAAUCAAUAAUGAUAAUUCACAAAAUACAAGUAAUAGAGGUAAUCUUGAUCCUCUUUUCAUUGCUAACUCAGAUAGUCCUACUGCUUCUUUAGUUUCUGCUACAUUUUCUGGCACAAAUUUUGUACGAUGGAGUAAAAAUGUUAGGCGUGCUCUUAUAGCUAAGAACAAAGAAGGAUUCAUUACUGGUUUAGAACCUAUGCCUGAAGAGUGUCACAAAGAUUAUUCUAGGUGGACUAGAGUUGAUUACAUAGUAAUGAGUUGGAUUCUUAGUUCUAUGUAUCCUAGUGUAGCUAAUUUUUCCUAUGUGUCUACAUCUGCUGAAGUGUGUCAAGAAUUUCGUGAGAGAUUUGGUCAGUCUAAUGGUCCUUUAAUCAAUCAAUUAAAGAAAGAGAUUGAUGGAUCAAGACAAGAAAAUUUGACUAUUAUUGCAUACUAUGAAAAGAUUAUGAAACUUUGGGAUGAACUUAAGUCAUUAAAGUCAUUUCCAGAUUGUAGUUGUGGAGCAUUGGCAAAAUGUAUUUGUCAAUUUUUGAAGAAAGUUUCUGAUCUUGAGGUUGAGGGUAAAUUGAUGCAAUUCUUAUUAGGAUUGAAUAGUGGAUUUGAUGGAACAAUAACAAAUAUUAUGUCAAUGGAAACAUUGCCUACAAUCAAUAGAGCAUUUUCAAUCACUCAACAUAUUGAAAAACAGAAAGAAAUUUCCGGUGCUAUGGAGAUUGAUGGAAGCAGUGCUAUCUGCUAUGUCUGCUCGGAGAUUUAA